Molecule: messenger RNA, 264 nt
Organism: Aureococcus anophagefferens
Lineage: Eukaryota; Pelagophyceae; Pelagomonadales; Pelagomonadaceae
Exons: 1
Biological process (GO): chromatin organization; positive regulation of DNA-templated transcription, elongation; mRNA processing
Cellular component (GO): DSIF complex; nucleus
Molecular function (GO): zinc ion binding; RNA polymerase II complex binding
Source: RefSeq, a predicted model, not a curated record
AGGUUCUUCCAGGACGGCUGCGAGAACUGCCCCUUCCUCGAGCUCGCGGAGCGCCAGGACCGCGUCGCGAGCUGCACGACGGCGUCGUUCGACGGCGUCGUCGCGAUGAUGAAGCCCGAGGAGUCGUGGAUCGCCCGCUGGGAGGGCAUCAACCGGAGCCUGCCGGGCUGCUAUGCCAUGAAGCUCACGGGCGAGAUGCCCGAGCAGAUCCGCCAGUUCCUCCACGACAAGCGCAUCAGCUCGCGGGUGACGCAGGCGGAGUAG